Messenger RNA from Malania oleifera, 2654 nucleotides. RefSeq names its product cellulose synthase-like protein B3. NCBI's taxonomy places the organism in Eukaryota, Viridiplantae, Streptophyta, Magnoliopsida, Santalales, Ximeniaceae. The transcript is spliced from 9 exons. Bases 159 to 2477 code for a protein of 772 amino acids. Gene Ontology annotation, molecular function: cellulose synthase (UDP-forming) activity; mannan synthase activity. Gene Ontology annotation, cellular component: trans-Golgi network; plasma membrane. The record is from RefSeq and is a predicted model, not a curated record. Gene Ontology annotation, biological process: plant-type primary cell wall biogenesis; cellulose biosynthetic process.
AUCUGAUGCGGUUUCUCUGCCGCACAUAUAACGAGUGGCCUUGGGUGCGCAGGUCCAGCGCAUCCCAAUGUCAUAGAGGAGCCUAUAUGCAGGGUAGCACGAUCAAGACACAGGCUAGAUUGCCCCUCUGAAGUUUGAUUUCUGUAUUUAUUUUUUAAAUGCACAACUCAACCUCCCUCCCUCUCCAUGAAAGAAUCACAUGUAAAAACAACGCACAGAGAGCCCUGGAUCUCACCAUCCUGUUCCUCCUCCUUUCUCUCGUUUCCUAUCGUCUCCUCUCCAUCAACCGCCACGGAUUCGCUUGGCUCGUUGCCUUCCUCUGUGAGUCGUGGUUCACUUUCGUAUGGGCUCUUGCAGUUAACGCUAAAUGGAAGAUAGUGAAGAACGAAACGUUUCCAGACCGCCUCUCCAAACAGGUGUCUGAGCUUCCAGCAGUGGACAUUUUUGUAACAACAGCAGACCCUGUGUUGGAGCCACCUAUGAUGACAGUAGACACUGUACUGUCGUUGUUGGCAGUUGAUUACCCAGCUCAUAAGCUUGCUUGCUAUGUGUCCGAUGAUGGCUGUUCGCCGCUUACCUUCUUCUCACUCGUCGAGGCGUCGAAGUUUGCAAGGCUCUGGGUUCCAUUCUGUAAGAUGUAUGGAGUCCAAGUUAGAGCACCCUUUAGAUAUUUCUCUGAUGAUCAGCCCAUGUGUCCUAGUGGCGGUGCUGUUCAUUCAUCAUUUGAGUUCCAACAAAAUUGGAAAAUGAUGAAGGAUGAGUACGAACAGCUCUGCCAGAAAGUAGAAGCAGCAUCCCAAAAACCUACGCCAUUUGAUCUCACCGGCGAAUUCGAGGUUUUCUCAAAUAUAGAACGCAAAAACCAUCCUACCAUAAUAAAGGUUAUAUGGGAAAAUAAAGAAAAUGUCCCCGAUGGAGCGCCCCAUCUCGUUUACAUAUCCCGAGAGAAGCGUCCAAAACAUCAACAUCACUACAAAGCAGGGGCCAUGAAUGUUCUGACCAGAGUGUCUGGGGUGAUGACAAAUGCUCCAUUCAUUCUGAACGUGGACUGUGAUAUGUAUGCCAACGAUCCCCAGAUUGUUCUUCAUGCCAUGUGUUUGCUGCUUGGUUUCGACAACAUAAGGUAUUCCGGAUUUGUCCAGUUUCCACCAGAAUUCAGCGGCGGAUCAAAGGUUCAACCAUUUGCAGACAUGUUUGUGGUUAUGCAGCAAUGCCUAUUAAGAGGGUUUGCGGGAAUUCAAGGAGCUCCCUAUUUAGGAGCUGGAUGUUUCCAUAGAAGAAAAAUAAUUUAUGGUUUACUGCCCGAUGACACCAAACUUGAAGGGCCAAAUUUUACCUCAGCAGACGUGAGGUUAUCAUCAGGAAAAUUGGCUGAUCUGAGCCUACAGAAAAUAUUUGGAAAGUCGAGUAAACUCUGCAAAUCAGCAUCUUACACUUUGUCAGAGAUGGGCACGAGGACAGAGUGUGUCCAGAGUCUUUCGGCUUCUGUGAAGGCAGCUUACCAAGUUGCAGGUUGCGACUACGACUAUGGUACAAGUUGGGGUACAAAGGUUGGAUGGGUGUAUGGAUCAAUAGCUGAAGACAGCCUCUUUGGAGUUACAAUCCAUUCAAGAGGCUGGGGCUCUGUCUACUGCACACCAAACCGGCCUGCAUUCCUUGGGUUUGCACUGCCAGGCGGGCCUACGGCAAUGGCGCAGCAAAAGCGAUGGGUCACGGGCUUUUUUGAAAUCCUUGCUAGCAGAAGCAGUCCAUUUGUUGCCAUCUUCGUCACAAAGCUUCAAUUUAGGCAAGGCUUGGCCUACCUUUGGUUUUUUACCUGGGGCUUGCGUUCUGUUCCUGAGCUAUGCUAUGCUGCUCUUCCAGCAUGUUGCAUUAUCUCAAACUCUUAUUUCUUGCCCAAGGUUCAUGAACCAGCCAUGUUCAUGCUGAUGGCCAUUUUUGCCCUUUACAACCUAUCCACUUUGUCAGAGUACAUUAGAACUGGCUUUAGUAUUCGUGCAUGGUGGAAGGGCCAAACGACAUUCAGAAUAAUCACAAUAUCUGCAUGGUUAUUUGGAGCUUUAAAUAUAACACUGAAGCUUCUGGGAGUUUCAGAGACAACAUUUGAAAUUACACGGAAGGGCAGAUCUACCCUCGACGAAGAUGGCAAGUAUGUUGAUCCCAGCGACUUCACCUUUGAUGAGUCCCUGGUUUUUGCACCGGGAACCACCCUUGUGCUGGUGCAUUUCGCUGCACUGGUUAUGGAAUUUUCAGGGUUCCAGCGGCCAUCGAGCCAUCACGGAAACGGGGCAGGGGUAGGGGAGAUUAUUUGCAGUCUGCUGGUGGUAAUAACCUUUUGGCCUUUCGUGAAAGGCCUAUUUGGAAGGGGAAGACAUGGGAUUCCCUCGUCCACCAUUUGGAAGUCAACAGUUGUGGCAUUUCUACUAUUGCAGCUCUGCAAAUGGGCCUCAGUGCAUGAGACGAACUAUUUAUAUUAGUUUAUCGGAAGGACAUAGUUUAUUUUGAGGUUGGUAAGGUCGUGGAUGCAUGGUGAGAAGAGUAAAAUUAUGUAGUUGAAUUUUAGAUUGGAAGGAUCGGUUUGAAUGUGUUGCCUUUGCAAUUUUAGCUUUAUGUAGUUCCACAUUUGCGUUAAUAACCAAUACUUGUCCUUUUUC